Camelina sativa (false flax) is the source of this 1716-nucleotide messenger RNA. NCBI's taxonomy places the organism in Eukaryota, Viridiplantae, Streptophyta, Magnoliopsida, Brassicales, Brassicaceae. The record is from RefSeq and is a predicted model, not a curated record.
AUGAGGAUAAAUUAUUUAGGUGUGGCAAAGGAGAGGCUCAACUCCUGGAAAGUGUUCAUUGUUCUUGAUGAUGUUGAUAAACUAGAACAACUAGAAGCUGUAGCAAAUGAACUGAUGUGGUUUGGCACUGGAAGUAGGAUCAUCGUGACCACUGAGAAUAAAUACCUUUUCAAGAGACAUGAUAUCAAACAUAUUUAUGAGGUGAGUUCACCGUCUGGCAAUGAAGGUCAUGAAAGUCGUGAGUUGUUCCUAGAGGAGAAAGCCUUUAGAGGUAUGGACAAUCUCCAAUUUCUAAGAUUCUAUAAACAAUGGUGGUCCGACAAGGCCACGCUGCAUUUACAUGAAGAUUUGGAUUGUUUGCCUCUACCUCGUAAACUCAAGUUACUUCACUGGGAAUCAUGUCCUAUGAAAAGUUUGUCUUUUCCAUUACGUUCAAAAUGUCUUAUUGAAAUUAAGAUGAAAGAGAGCAAACUAAAGAAGCUUUGGGAAGGAGUUCCAAUGCUUAGAAGCCUAAAAAAGAUGGAAUUGAGUCGCUCUACGAGCUUGGAAGAACUUCCUAAUCUUUCAGAAGCAGUUAAUUUGCAGCAUUUGGAUAUGAGGGAUUGUCACAAGUUUCCACUUGUUCCGUACACGGUCUCUGAGUUACAUUUGGAUUCAACAGGAAUACGAGAAGUUCCUCCAUGGAUCUCUGAUCUCUAUAGGCUCACACAGUUAACAAUGUCAUAUUGUAUGAAGCUUCGAAAGAUCUCGCCAAGAAUUUGUGAGUUACGAAUGCUCCAGUUACUUCAGUUUACAGGCUGCAUAAAUGUAAAAUACUUCCCAGCAGAAAUCUUCCAUAGCUUCUACUUGUGGCAUGAGUUUAAUUUGACGUUGGACUACAUUGACAAGAACAGCUCACCUACAUUUACGUCUGAGGAGACCCACGAUUUCCCCUUACACUUGAGUUUGUUUGGGAACGGUUUUGAGAAGCUUCCGGGCUCUCUGUCAGAACUGCACGCAGAUAAUUGUGCGUCUCUUGAAAGUUUGUCUCCCCCCUAUGGCUCAUCUCACGAUCCAAAGCUCAUUCUCAAGUUCAUCAACUGUUGGAACCUGGACCAACAAGCGCGUAAACUAAUCAUUGAGAAAUGGGCUUGUGGAUAUGCGGUCCUACCUCAUAGUAACGUGCCCGACUACUUUUCUCAUCAAGCUAGAAGAAGUUCUCGAACUGUUCAUUUAAACCGGAGGAAGUCAUAUGGAUCGUUGAGAUUUAAGGCUUGCGUUGUGCUCCACCGGAGAGACGAGCUUGAUGUUGUGCCUUAUAGUAAUUUCCAAAUAUCUUGUUACGUGAGAGGCAGACGCUCUAUCACUGUGUAUAAAUGGCCAGAGAUAUAUGCACAUUGUCAGCUUUGUGGUAACCAUAUGUUUAUACUCAACUCUUAUUUCACGCUGGAGGAAGACAACAUCCCCGAAAGGAAAAUGCGUUUUGAGUUCAAAUGCUUGGAGAAGAAAAACUAUCCGGAAACUGUAACACCCAAAAUAUUGGGGUGUGGUGUAAAACUCUUAAAGCCUUGUUCCUCUAAGUAUGACUCGAAAGCUCACCCCGAGCUAUCAUCUCUUCCACUCGAGGACAAUGAAGGCAACAACAACAACGUUGGAAAGUCAAGUAGAAGAAAGAAACGAGAAUGGUCAAGUGUUGCAGAAGGACCUGAGAGAACAAGCAAGAAUUUGAGGAUUUGA